CUUGGAGAAUUGAGUAGCUUCUUGGACAAUCCUUCUCCGACAAUGGCGCUCUGCCCGCCUGCACCCACCACGUGUCACGCAACUCAAACGAUACUAACGUUGAGGUCGCCCCAGCCGCCAUCUACCACUCGCAGCGCAUUAUCCCUCGAUAACCCCUCCUUAACUUCCCCGCAGAGUCCAAGCUUUCGCCGAUUUCGCCAGUUUCGCCACUUCCGCUCAGAUUCGCCGGUGGAACCCUGCCAGUGGCUCAGAGACUAUCCGCCACAAAGGGACGGGUGCAGAUUCUUGGGAAGCCGGUGGGCUGUUGCUGUAGCGACGAGUGCGAGCCAAUCGGACGCUGCCACGCCAGUAGUUUCCGAGGCUAGUAGCAAGCCUGCUUCUGCGUUUAUCGGGUUACACCAUGUGGGGAUACUGUGCGAGGAUUUGGAUAAGGCGUUGGACUUCUACUGCGGCGUGCUCGGUCUUGAGGUGAAUGACUCGCGACCCAAUCAGAAGCUGCCAUAUGGCGGCAAGUGGCUCUGGAUUGGCCAAGGGGAGGGCAGCAGGGGCGGCAUGAUCCACCUCAUGGUGCUGCCCAAUCCUGAUCCGACAUCUGGCAGACCGGAGCAUGGAGGCCGGGACCGCCACACGUGCAUUGAGGUUGCUGACGUGGCGCCGCUACAGGCUGCCCUGGAUAGAGCAGGGAUUCCUUACACUAUGAGCCAGUCUGGUCGGCCAGCUGUGUUUUGCCGUGAUCCCGAUGGGAAUGCCUUGGAGUUUGCACAGUUUUGAUUACGAACGUUGAAGUUGUGCAGUGAAAAUCUCAUUUUUGGCCUCCAGUGGUUCUUCAACACUUCUUCCUACCUAGCCCUGCCUACCCAGUGAGCCUGUACCGUGGGAACCCAUGAUUUCAUCCUCAUGAACCUAUACGUGCCUUACUCGUCCGUCAACCUCAAUCCAUGCCUUGAAUAUUUAAUACAUCCAUUUUAACACU
Messenger RNA from Closterium sp. NIES-67, 973 nucleotides. NCBI's taxonomy places the organism in Eukaryota, Viridiplantae, Streptophyta, Zygnematophyceae, Desmidiales, Closteriaceae. The record is from the annotation of a GenBank genome assembly.